This is a messenger RNA of Poecilia latipinna (sailfin molly), 2330 nucleotides long. RefSeq names its product elongation factor for RNA polymerase II 2 (gene ell2). The transcript is spliced from 12 exons. The coding region runs from base 121 to 2139 and encodes 672 amino acids. Lineage: Eukaryota; Metazoa; Chordata; Actinopteri; Cyprinodontiformes; Poeciliidae. The record is from RefSeq and is a predicted model, not a curated record. Gene Ontology annotation, molecular function: cis-regulatory region sequence-specific DNA binding. Gene Ontology annotation, cellular component: transcription elongation factor complex. Gene Ontology annotation, biological process: transcription elongation by RNA polymerase II; snRNA transcription by RNA polymerase II; positive regulation of transcription elongation by RNA polymerase II.
ACUUUAGGUUAGGUCAGUUUAGAAAGAGAGAAAAAUGAAGACCAAUCCAACUUCAGCCCUGUGGCCAGCAGUGUAAUCCCUCCCAGGAGCAGAGUGCGCUCAGGGAGCCUGGGCUGCUAAAUGCUCCGGCUUCAGAGGGACAAUGGUGGAGGGCUGGUAAAGAUGGCGGCUCUCUCCGAGGAUGGGAGGUACGGAUUAAAUUGUGGCCAACAGGGCGCCGAAAGAGUAUCCGUACUACACGUCAAGUUGACCGAGACGGCGCUGAGAGCGAUAGAAAACUACCAAAGUAGUUCGAAUAUACCAUCUUCAAGGCCAACAGUACAAUUCAAGGGACUUCAAGGGCACAUUAAAAUUCCCAGGACUGACUCCUCCGUCGCCUUCCACAACUUUGAUUUCUACCUGUCUAAUGUGGGCAAGGACAACCCUCAGGGAAGCUUUGAGUGCAUCCACCAGUAUGUGUCCAGCUCGGGGGCCUCACACCUGGCAUUGUUGGCGACCGUUCAGGACAAGGUCACAGUGUGCGCCACCAAUGACUCCUACCAGGUGACCCGGGAACGUAUGACCCAGGCCGUGGAGGACACGCGUGAACGGGGGACCAAAGUCAUCAAGCCUGGGGGGCAAUACCGAGGAAAGCAGGUGCACACUCGUAAGCCAGCACUGUCAGCCCCGGAUGUAGUCCCAGAGCGCAAACGCUCCACGCCUAUCAACCCAGCCAACACUAUACGCAAGUGCCUUUCCAACAACCCCGUAUCUCAGAGGCCCCUCCGGGACCGCAUCAUCCACCUGCUGGCGCUCAAGUCCUACAAGAAGCUGGAAGUGCUGGGCCGUCUGCAGCGGGACGGUAUCAACCAGAAGGACCGAAACUCACUGGGGACCACCUUGCAACAAGUGGCAAACCUGAAUCCCAAAGACAACACUUACUCGCUGAAGGAGUUUAUAUAUCGCGACGUGCAGCGGGAAUGGCCUGGCUAUUCUGAGGAUGAGAAGAUCCAAGCUGACCGGAUUCUAGCCCGCAAACUGGGUCUCCCUACUGAGAGAGUCUCAUCAAACAGUUCGCCUAAAGACGGUUUCCCUUCAUCCCCGCAGAAGCGCCAGGCAGACUUCGACUUCAUCGAUCCUCUGGCUCCCAAGAAAGCCCGCAUCUCUCACCUCAGCAGCCGAGGGCCCGCAGCCUCGUCCUCCGACCGCCGCGAGGACGAGAGCAGCCCCCGCUCCAAACACUCGUCCCUGCCCCCCAGCGUGACCUCAGGGCCUCCCACCCAUCUCCCCAUACCUUCCCACCCGCCGGCGCCGUCGCACCAGCAGCUCAGCCCAGCCUCCAACUCCAACUCCCCCAGCACCCCAGAAGGCUGCGGCACUCAGGACCUGCCCAUGGACCAGAGCUCUUCCUGCAGAGACCCCUCGCCGAGCCCCUUCUCCCGCUCCCUGCAGGAGCGCUGUCAGCACCCGGCCCCCAGAGCAGCCGCCUCUCCCAGCCCGCCCCCCUGCACCUCUCUCACAGUUACCUCCACUGUUGUCACCAGCCCUCCUUUGUCUAGCAGUACAAGUAAGAAAUUCAAGAAGAAAUCCAAGAAGCACAAAGACAAGGACCGUGAGAAGGCCAAAGGGAAACAAACGGAAAGAUCCUGCAGCAGCAGUUCUCCUGUUACGGCGGUGGAGGAGAGUCACAGGGUGAGAAAGAGGCGCAGCGCUGAGGAAGUCAUCGAGGAAGCUGUUGAAAAAAAUCCUUACAAAGAUCAAGUCAAAGAGAAGCCAGUCCACUCCUCUGAAUCUUCUUCCAAAACUGAUAUGCCCGACUAUGUAGUGAAGUACGCGCCGCUGGCGUCUCUCAACCAGAGACAAAGCUACAAAGACGACUUCAACGCAGAAUACGACGAGUACCGUCAGCUGCACGCCCGCGUGGAGGGCAUCACCAGGCGCUUCACUCAGCUCGACGCUCAGUGUAGGAAGCUGGUUCCCGGCACCAAGGAGCACCAGAAAGUGCAGGAAGAGGUCUUGAAAGAGUACAAAAAGAUGAAACAACACAAUCCUAACUACCAUGAAGAGAAACAGCGCUGUGAAUACCUGCACAACAAGCUGGCCCACAUCAAGCGACUAAUAGCUGAUUUUGACCAGCGCAGAGCCCAGGCCUGGUGCUGAGAAUCCAGCACCGAUCAGUAUUGUGAACGGAGUGUCAAACCAGGGUGGGAGUGACCAAACCUGCUCUUAUUUAUUUAACGCCUCUUCAUUUCCUGCCCCUACGUCCUUUUCUCUCUCUCUCUCUCUCCCUAUUCCUUUCAUCCUUCAUUCCCUCCCUCUUUCUUUGAUUCCACAGGCUCAUUAAUAGCCUG